Messenger RNA from Schistocerca americana (American grasshopper), 626 nucleotides. RefSeq lists its product as uncharacterized. The record is from RefSeq and is a predicted model, not a curated record. The coding region runs from base 191 to 550 and encodes 119 amino acids. The transcript has 3 exons. NCBI's taxonomy places the organism in Eukaryota, Metazoa, Arthropoda, Insecta, Orthoptera, Acrididae.
UUCACUUUUGAUGAUUAAGGCGUCGGAAACGGGGGUACUUGAAAGGAAUUCGUUUUUGACGCUAGUUGGCGGCAUGUCGCUUGUUGACCGUGACGGGAAGGAAAGGGUAAAUGGUCUGGUUGGUGGGUCUGCUGGUUGCCAGUGACUGUAUGUAGUUCUUCAGUCCUGAGGAAACCCCUGCGUUUUAACGAUGGAGAGUGAAGAGCUUUUUAUUAUUACAUUUGUGGCAGGAGCUGAAAAAUGUCCCGAACUGUACGAUUACAUGCGUGGUGAUUACUCACGAAAGGACAUUACUGAAAGACCCUGGAAGAAAAUUUCGAAAGAAGUUGUAAUGACAGAAGCAGUGUAUGUGCUUGUUGUUCAAAAUCCGACGCUGUGGCAGAUGAUCUCAAUUCUUACGGCCCAGGCAUCAUUGUCACCCGUCGUACUCGCAUUUUCAGCGGAGAGAACCCUGGCCAACAGCAUCCGUCGACGGGUCACAUCGCGAGUCUUCGACUCGUGCAUCUUUAGAGGAGCAGAAGUGACCGGGAUGGAUUUGUUAGUAAGGUGACAUCCGACAGAUAGACAACGUUCGAAGUCAAUGACCUCUUCUGACCGACCUACUCUCCUGUUACAACAUCUCUAUG